UAAGUUGACCCAAUCUGUCAAACAUUUUUCACACAUAUCAUCAUCAUGUUAAAUUUUCUUCAUCUAAUAGUCACACUCACACCAAAUGAUUCCCUACCAAACAAGAAAAAAGAACAAUCGUCAAGUAAUCUGACAAGGGGCAUUACUUGUAAAUUGUAACUCUCUACAUACUCGUAACGACCGGACGAUUCGUGUCCCUUUAGAGUUUUUGAUGAUCCUCUCUCUCUCUCUCUCUCUUGUGUUCACUCUUCCCCUCAACCUUUGGAUUCUCCUCGCGACUUCUCUCUUUUGGAUUCGCCGUUGGAGACUUUAAGAACAGCUCUGCCAUUUCAUUUCUAUAGUUGCAAAAGAGGAUGAGUACAGAUCUUGUUAGAGAAGAUGAUGUUGAGGAGAAUCCUUCUUCUGUCUCUUCGAGAAUGGACCUAAAACGGAUUCAUCAGUGGCUGACACAAGAAGAGUCCUCCGGUUCAGAACUAUUCAGUAAUAAGAGACAAGUGGUUGAGACUGAUAGUGGUUCCCGGACGAGUUUCUUAACUCCUCCUCUUAUGUCUGCUUGGGACAGCUCACUUGUGCCUAACUGCUUAUUCGAUCCUGCUAAUCCACAGCAUACAUCACAUCUCCUUGGUAGAUAUAUCUCUCCUGUAGACCAGGAGGUGCUUCAUGGUAGCUCAUUUAAUCUUGACACCAUUAGAAAGGUCACAGUCAAUAAUCAAGUGUGUGAAUCUCAAAACAUGCCCCAAUCCAUGCUUCAGUUUUAUGAUAGCACCCCCUCUUUUGGCCAAACCUGCAGCAGUAUUGACAAGAGCUUCACCUUGCCAGGGCCAAACUUGAGUUAUGAUAAAGGAGAUGAAAAUGUCUUCUCAACAUUCCAUCCAUUUGGGAAAGGAGUAGAAAGCUUUGCGUUGAUGGGUCAGUCUCUUCAAAAGGCUGAUUAUAACAUCUUCUCUUAUAACAAGGGACAUGAGAACGUCAUGUCUAAUGCCAAUGUUGUGUUCUCACAAGGCUGUGAGAUGGCAUUUAUGGUUCCUAGCCAAGAAAAAGCAGACAAGAACAGUGAUCAAACUAGUCAAGAGGUUAGAAGACAGACCAUAUCUUUUGGAAAUUAUCAGAAAGAAACCACAAUGGUGUCUCCAGUUCCUGUUAUUACCAGUUUUGAGAACUUCAGCCAUUCUCCUGCAGAGGACAACAUGUCUUCUCAAUAUCCUCCUUACGCCAGUACCUCUAGAGUUGAUACAUUGCUCGCCCCCAAAAGUAAAGACUCAAAGACAGCUAAGAAGGGUUCCACCACAAACACAUUUCCUUCAAAUGUAAAGUCCUUGUUGUCAACAGGAAUGUUUGAUGGGGUUACUGUCAAGUACUACUCCUGGUCACGCGAGAAAAAUCUCAAAGGAGUUAUAAAGGGGACUGGGUAUCUAUGUGGCUGCAGCGACUGUAACCUUAAUAAAGUUCUUAAUGCAUAUGAGUUCGAGCAGCAUGCUAACUGCAAGACGAAGCAUCCAAACAAUCACAUAUACUUUGAGAAUGGAAAGACCAUUUAUGGAGUUGUUCAAGAGCUGAAGAAUACGCCUCAGGAGAAGCUGUUCGAUGCUAUUCAAAACGUAACGGGAUCUGAUAUCAACCGUAAAAAUUUCAACACCUGGAAAGCAUCGUAUCACGUCGCUAGCCUUGAACUUCAGCGCAUCUAUGGGAAGGAUGCUGUAGUCACUUUGGCAUAGAAGUUAUCAACUGGGAGGCCUUUUUGUUGUAAGAGUAAUCAGUUCUUGUUCUCUGUAACUAUGGCUUUUAAUUAUAAAUCAGAACCUUGAAAUGCUGCUAUGAUGCCUUGUCUGGUGAGUCUAGUUCUUGGCAACUUAAUACAGCGCAUUGCUUGCUCUAGUUCUGGCCAAUUGUACUAUUAAUACUAUCAAAAAUGUUCUUCCUAUUUUUUUUUAUUAAUAGGAGUUUUAGGUAUCA
Molecule: messenger RNA, 1953 nt
Organism: Brassica napus (rape)
Lineage: Eukaryota; Viridiplantae; Streptophyta; Magnoliopsida; Brassicales; Brassicaceae
Exons: 5
Coding region: 354-1715 (453 amino acids)
Source: RefSeq, a predicted model, not a curated record